Symbiodinium sp. CCMP2456 is the source of this 666-nucleotide messenger RNA. The record is from the annotation of a GenBank genome assembly. Lineage: Eukaryota; Dinophyceae; Suessiales; Symbiodiniaceae.
AUGUCGGUCCUAAGUCCUCGAGCGUACACAGCUCUUAUAGAAACCGGUGACGGUGCAGGCAUUUCCAUGCGAUUACAGCAUGAGAUCGAGCGAAGGUUGAAGCAGGACCCAAAAUCCGACUGGGCAAGCGCCGAACGCCAACUCGUCCGGCCUGCAUCUGCCAUUGAGGAUGAAGGGCGUCUUUCGUUCUACGAGUGGCAGGAACUGCAGGGCCUGCGGGAGCGGGAGAAGGACCACGCCGCAGAGAUCCAAAGGUUGCAGAAGCGCUUGGAGGAAGCAGAAGGCCCGCAGCAUUUGAAGGUUGAGAAUCUCAAGAAGGAGCUUGACCUCACGGACAAGCUUUUUGUUGAGCGCAACCAACACUGCCGAAAGGUGGAGCUCGAGAAAGCCAACGUGGCUGCAACACUGAAGAGCAAGGAGAAGGAGGUGAAGGACUUACGAGAGGAGUUGGGGGUCGCCACGGAGCAGGUGCAGGCAGCCCAGAGACGCCUGGCCGAGAAAGAGACUGAGAACAAGGCGCUGCAGCGAAAAUGCGAGCGGUUGGAGCGCAGUCUCAAGGAAACGGUGGUUCUGGAAAGUUGUGGCCAGCAGCAGUCCAAGAUCUAUCGCUCACAGUCUGGAGGCAUGCUGGCCGAGAAGAUGCACCAAAUCCGUCUUCACUGGUGA